Molecule: messenger RNA, 1834 nt
Organism: Ceratina calcarata
Lineage: Eukaryota; Metazoa; Arthropoda; Insecta; Hymenoptera; Apidae
Gene: mus81
Product: mus81 structure-specific endonuclease subunit
Exons: 5
Coding region: 214-1650 (478 amino acids)
Biological process (GO): mitotic intra-S DNA damage checkpoint signaling; double-strand break repair via break-induced replication; resolution of meiotic recombination intermediates
Cellular component (GO): nucleus; Holliday junction resolvase complex
Molecular function (GO): crossover junction DNA endonuclease activity; 3'-flap endonuclease activity; DNA binding
Source: RefSeq, a predicted model, not a curated record
AGUACAGGAGUAGGAAACAUGGUCACCACACCAAUAAUCGUUUGUUAGAACUGAGAACUUACCUUAAAAUUGGAAUUCUCUUUCUGUUCAUCCAGCAAUGAGUCUCUGCAAAGAAUUUGAAACAACCAGGAAAAGUGUUCCGUGUUUAUCGUGUGAUCAGUAUUUCUCUGAACAAUAUUAAUCCAUAGGGUUCAGUCAUGGUUCGGAAGGGCCAUGAAAAGAAUCAAACUUAAGGUGAAAAAACCGAAUCCGUUGUUUGAACUUUGGUUAGAGGAAUGGAGGGAAGAAGCUGCGUCGAAAAAUUCGGACUUGCAAAAGCAAUUUUCGAAAGCUCUCACAUCGUUGAGGAAGUAUCCUUUGCCUCUGAAGUCUGGGAGGGAUUGUAUAAUAUUACAGCACUUUGGUACAAAAUUAUGUUUGAUGCUGGAUAGGAAACUCGAAGAGUAUAAAGCCCGAACCAAAGGUUCGACGAGUACGAGUACCAACGAUAUUGAUUGUAACGCCGGUGAACAGCUCGGAGGAAAAUUUGAAUCUGAACGAAACGUUCUACUAGAUACUACAGAUGAAGAGGCUGACAAUUCGGAGGAACCUUUCAGAUUGUACAAGUCCAAUUCUGCUGAGCUCAUUACCGACAAAUGUUUCGAGCAGCAGCCAGUCGUCAGAGAUCGGGAUCGCAAAGGACAGAAUUCCAAGCAAAAUGUAGCGGGAAAACUACGGGAGAGAACAAAAUCGGCAAAGAAUUUAGAUCCACAUAUAGAGGAUAAUGAUGAAAUGGAUUCUCUCGAUACUUUUAAACGGAACGCUUACUUUAAGACGAACAAAUUUGACAUAAUAUUACUGGUGGAUACUCAGGAAAUUUGUGGUGGUAAGACGAAACCUGAGAACGACGCUACCAUAGUGGAGUUAACGGAGCUUGGUGUAUCGUUUGAGGUACGACAUUUGAAAGUUGGCGACUUCGCAUGGAUCGCUAGAUGCAGAAACACGAACAGAGAAUUGGUUUUACCUUACGUCGUGGAGAGAAAACGAAUAGACGAUUUAAGUGCAAGCAUCACGGAUGGGAGGUUCCACGAGCAGAAAUUCAGAUUGAAACAGUCUGGGAUUCAAAAUCUGAUGUACGUGAUCGAGGAAUACGAGAAAGGUCGUAGAUUAGCGAUACCGCAUUCGUCGUUGAUGCAGGCUUCCAUCAAUACUCUGAUACAGGAUGGUUUUUCAGUGAAAUAUACUAGGUCCCAUAAAGAUUCUAUGUUCUACCUGUCGUCGCUGUCUCGUAUUUUAAUUACAAUUUUUAAAGAGAAGAAUUUGUCUGUCUGUAAGAAAGAAGAUAUUGCACAAAUUGAUAUUUUAAAUGAUAAUUUUAGCAUGAUGGAAUUCGAAGAAUUCAAUAAAGCGGCAUCCAAGCAAAAGGUGUUUAAAGUGAACGAAAUGUUUGUUCGCCAUUUGCUGCAACUGAAGGGUAUGAGUAUAGAGAAAGCCGCAGCGAUCGUGGAUCGUUAUCCGAGUCCGCGAGCAUUGAUCGAAGCGUUUCGACGAAAAUCUUCCGACGCCGGAUUAUUGUUGGCGACUAUCGACUUCGGUGAUAAAAAACGUCUUAUCGGACCAGCGAUCAGUCAAACAAUUCAUCAAUUGUACACAAAAAGGAAGUUCGAUUGAAAUUUCACAUAAAUCACAAUUGUUCGCCAUUCGUUCCCCAGGUGCUCGUUCGCCAUCUGGACGAGAUGCGAGAGAGUUAAAAAAAGAACUUGGACCGUCCAACUCAAUAUAUGUAUCUCUCUUAUUACUGUUGUGACGAAUGUUGAUAUAAUUCACGAAUAAUAUUAGAAAAAAGUGUAAAUUA